This is a messenger RNA of Zingiber officinale, 758 nucleotides long. RefSeq names its product 40S ribosomal protein S17-3-like. Bases 96 to 527 code for a protein of 143 amino acids. The record is from RefSeq and is a predicted model, not a curated record. The transcript has a single exon. Gene Ontology annotation, cellular component: ribosome. Gene Ontology annotation, molecular function: structural constituent of ribosome. Lineage: Eukaryota; Viridiplantae; Streptophyta; Magnoliopsida; Zingiberales; Zingiberaceae. Gene Ontology annotation, biological process: translation.
UGCCUUCCUCCGCCGAUCCAAAGGCAUAGCGCCGGCGCCACUUCGAAGGAAGAGAGAGGGGGAGAGAGAGAGAGAGAGAGAGAGCCGGCGACGACAUGGGCCGCGUUCGAACGAAGACGGUGAAGAAGUCGUCCCGCCAAGUAAUUGAGCGGUACUACUCUCGGAUGACGCUCGAUUUCCACACCAACAAGAAGAUCCUGGAAGAGGUGGCGAUAAUCCCUUCCAAGCGUCUUCGCAACAAGAUCGCUGGGUUCUCGACCCACCUUAUGCGCCGCAUCCAGCGCGGCCCCGUCCGCGGCAUCUCCCUCAAGCUCCAAGAGGAGGAGCGCGAGCGCCGCAUGGACUUCGUCCCCGACGAGUCCGCCAUCAAGGUCGACCAGAUCGUGGUUGACAAGGAGACGAUUGACAUGCUUGCCUCGCUCGGCAUGGCUGACCUACCCGGUGUCGAGAGGCAAACUGAAGCGCCGGCCGCCCCAGCGUACUCGUCCCGCCCCGGUGCCGGCGGAUACGGUGGCCGCAGGAACUAAGAUGGUAGCCUCUUUACUGGACCAAUUGCACUUUUUAUGUGUUUGCUUCUAUAUGGAUUUUGGAUUUGAAAUCUGGUAUUUUGGAUUUGUUUUGUUUUGUUUUGCUGUUUAGGAACGUUGGUAUCUUUGAUAUUAUGCUGUACUUUCUUAUUCCAAAUAUUGUCUGAGGUCAUAACCUUAUUGUCUUUUGCAUUUGUGGUGGUAGUUUACGCAUCUCAUAUUUCAAAUCAA